AUGCCUCCAACUCGCCGUCUUCGCAGCAAACGCUACCUGCUCGACAACACGGACACAUUUGCCGGCGGAUCUCCCGAGCCUGAGGAGCUGGUCGAGUCAGCAAUCGAGGAGGAACCGCCCACUCGCUGUCUGCGCAGCAAGAAUUCGCUCCUCGCUCACACCUCAAAGUUCGCUACCGAAACCCGGGACCCAGCCUCCAGGUUUCUGGAUCUACCCGCUGAACUCCGAAAUCGAAUCUACUCCCUACUCCUCGAGGACGAGAACCCCCUGCAGCUCGGCUACGAAGACAAGCAGCGCAAGCACCUCACCCUAAAAUCCAGCAAAAAGACCCCAAAAGCGCACCUCCACCCCGAGAUCCUCCUCACAUGCCACCAAAUCAACUCCGAAGCCACACCAAUCCUGUACGGCAACAACACCUUCUCCUUCAACCACGGCAGUACCCUCGACGUCCCAUCCAUCCUCUCCCAUUUUCCUAGCUCCAUCAAGUACAUCCGCCACAUCAGUCUCUACAUCACGAGUCUCGUCGGUCUGGAGCGGACUUGCGAGAUCCUUGGGGCGGCUAAAGAUCUUAAGAGCUUCGAGAUCUCUGGCCAGAGAGGGGGGGGCGUGGUCGCUCUGGCUGAGAAUGGGAGGGAUGCCGUUGGUGGGAGGACUGUGGGUGUCGAGGAGGUUGUGAGGAUUGAGAAGUGGAAGAGUGUUGGUGAUGAGAGCCAUCGGGAGUUCGUCGAGGCGAUGAGGGAGAAUAUUAGGAGGCUGAUGGAGUGGCGGAGGGAGCGACGGGAGUGGUAUGAUGCGUUUUGA
Molecule: messenger RNA, 801 nt
Organism: Fulvia fulva
Lineage: Eukaryota; Fungi; Ascomycota; Dothideomycetes; Mycosphaerellales; Mycosphaerellaceae
Exons: 2
Coding region: 1-801 (266 amino acids)
Source: RefSeq, a predicted model, not a curated record